AUGGCUCCGGGGAAGCGAGGCAAGGCCAAAGGGGCGGCGCCGCCGCCGGCGACGCCCGCCGCAACCGCGACUGCCGGAGCUGGAGGGUUCCCGGGCUGCCUCCGCCUGAUGCCGCCGUCGACCGUGGCCAUAUCCAUCCACGCCAAGCCCGGCUCCAAGGUCGCUACCAUCACAGAGAUCGGGGACGAGGCGGUGGGCGUGCAGAUCGACGCGCCGGCGAGGGAUGGCGAGGCCAACGCCGCGCUUGUCGACUUUAUCAGCUCGGUACUUGGGGUGAAGAAAAGAGAAGUGUCUAUAGGCUCUGGUUCUAAAUCGAGGGAAAAGGUUGUACUAGUACAAGAUGCGACUCUUGAAGGUGUCUACGAUGCUUUGAAGAAGUCUUGUAAUUGUGCAUGA
Miscanthus lutarioriparius is the source of this 396-nucleotide messenger RNA. NCBI's taxonomy places the organism in Eukaryota, Viridiplantae, Streptophyta, Magnoliopsida, Poales, Poaceae. The record is from the annotation of a GenBank genome assembly.